AUGACGGGCCGCGUCUGCCGCGGCUGCGGCGGCACGGACAUCGAGUUGGACGCGGCGCGCGGCGAUGCUGUGUGCACGGGCUGCGGCUCGGUGCUCGAGGACAACAUCAUCGUGUCCGAGGUGCAGUUCGUGGAGAACAGCGGCGGCGGCUCGUCGGCGGUCGGCCAGUUCGUGUCGCUGGACGGUGCUGGGAAAACCCCAACCCUAGGUGGUGGCUUUCAUGUGAACUUGGGAAAGGAAUCAAGAGCACAGACCCUCCAAAAUGGUAUUCCCUACUUCCUCCUUGCUGACCAUGGGGCGGGACAGGAGAGGGAGGCGGGACAGGAUGCUGGGGUCGGGGCGGCGCCACAUCCACCACCUGGGGAGCCAGCUGCAGCUGAACCAGCACUGCCUGGACACAGCCUUCAAUUUCUUCAAGAUGGCUGUAAGCAAGCAUCUUACGCGAGGACGGAAAAUGGCCCAUGUGAUUGCUGCCUGCCUCUACUUGACAUGCUCCUUGACCUCAGCGACCUGCUCCAGGUUAACGUAUACGUGUUGGGGAAGACGUUCCUGCUCUUGGCGAGGGAGCUUUGCAUCAACGCACCCGCUAUAGACCCAUGUUUGUACAUUCCACGCUUUGCUCAUCUACUGGAGUUUGGGGAGAAGAACCAUGAGGUAUCCAUGACAGCCCUGAGGCUUCUGCAGAGAAUGAAAAGGGAUUGGAUGCACACAGGCCGGCGCCCCUCUGGUCUCUGUGGAGCAGCGCUUUUGGUUGCAGCCAGAAUGCAUGACUUCCGGAGAACAGUCAAGGAAGUCAUCAGUGUAGUCAAAGUGUGUGAGUCCACGCUGCGGAAAAGGCUCACGGAAUUUGAAGACACUCCCACCAGCCAGCUGACUAUUGAUGAGUUUAUGAAGAUUGACUUGGAGGAGGAGUGUGACCCGCCCUCGUACACAGCUGGACAGAGGAAGCUGCGCAUGAAGCAGCUGGAACAGGUCCUGUCAAAAAAGCUAGAGGAAGUUGAAGGUGAAAUAUCCAGUUACCAGGAUGCCAUUGAAAUUGAGCUAGAAAACAGCCGACCAAAAGCAAAAGGGGCUCUCGCCAACUUGUCAAAGGAUGGCUCCGGUGAGGACGCCACAUCCAGCCCAUUCUGUGAGGAAGACACUGAGGAUGAAGAGCUGGAGGCUGCUGCCAGCCACAUGAACAAGGACUUUUACCGAGAGCUCCUGGGGGAUGAUGGCGGCCCGGAGGCAGCAGAAGACCCUGACGGGGGCAGCAGACCCCUCGCUCUGGAGUCCCUGCUUGGGCCCCUGCCCACAGCAGCCAGCCUGGGCAUCUCCGACUCCAUCCGAGAGUGCAUCUCUUCCCCAAGUGGGGACCCCAAAGAUUCUUCAGGGGACGGGGAGCUAGACCUCAGUGGCAUCGAUGACCUUGAGAUUGACAGAUACAUCCUGAACGAGUCAGAAGCCCGAGUCAAAGCUGAGCUGUGGAUGCGGGAGAAUGCUGAGUACCUGCGGGAGCAGAGGGAGAAAGAAGCAAGAAUAGCGAAGGAGAAGGAGCUUGGCAUCUACAAGGAGCACAAGCCGAAGAAGUCUUGCAAACGCCGGGAGCCAAUCCUAGCCAGCACAGCUGGGGAGGCUAUUGAGAAGAUGCUGGAACAGAAGAAAAUCUCCAGCAAGAUCAACUACAGUGUGCUACGGGACCUUAACAGCAAGGGUGGUGGCAGUCCACCCAGGGACGACUCACAGCCCCCAGAGCAUACCAGCACCAAGAAGCUGUCCCGGAGGAAAAGAGCAGCUCCCAAGAAUAGUGCUGAUCCUGGGACAAGCAUGGGGAAGAGGUUGAGGCCGCUGGUGUCUGCCCCGCCGGCUAAGAAGGCAGCUGUGGGAGAGGCCUUGCUCUUUAGUUCCCCAGCCUUGGGAGCUGAGCCUGUCAAGCCAUCAGCAGUCUUGGUGGAAAGUGGCCCUGUGUCAUACCAUCCUGAGGAGGAUGCAGAUGAGGAGGAGGCCGAGGAGGAGGAUGGAGAGCCGUGUGUCAGCGCCCUGCAGAUGAUGGGUGGCGAUGAUUACGGCUGUGAUGGUGAUGAGGAUGAUGGCUACUGAGUGGAACUCAAGACCAGAUGGCAUCCUGGUGCUGGACUCCAAGUGUAUCUGUUGAUGGGUGUCAGACGGGCCCUGGGGCCACGCUCCCAGCAUGAUGUCUGACACCGACCAGUCAAGCACUGCCCACUUCCUUGCAGCUCUCUCCCUGUGGCCGCGCUGUGGACCACUGUACUUACUGUUGGGAAUCAUGUUUUGAGCAAUGUAAGGGAUAUUUUUGCCCGGCAAGGGAAACUAGCUGUGUGUUUAUGUGUAAUGAAACAUGGUCAGAGAGUAGUCAGGUCUGAUCCCACUUCAUAGCCUAGCCUACGAGUCACUGUUUACCAGGAAUCCUCAGGCGGGCACUGUGUUCUCCCAUCAUAAGGAAAUUGAAGCACAAGGGCUUCAGUCAAGAAGUAGAGCCCUGCUCUUCGCCUGCUGCCAGUGUACUCUGCCCUGUCCUUCCCAUCCAGGAGGGAGGCAUUGAGCAGGAGACAUGUGGCAGUUAUUGCUCUAUACUAGGCAACCACAGUCCGGAGUCUCUGCCUUUAACUUCCGCACCAGCUUCCUGCAAACAGGAUGCUCCCUACCGUUUCCAGUGUCCAGUCUCCGUCUGGAACUCCCAGGAGCAUCACAAGCCGCGGCCUCCUGCUUAGGACGCAUAAGCUGUGCCCAGGAAGGUUGUUAGUCAAGUUUAUCUGCAGCAACUAGAAAGUGGAGACCAGCAGACCAUGUACACCUGUGUGCAGCUGUGUGUUGAUGUCUAGCACAACCUAUGUGGAGUUCCGGCCCUGCCCCGUCAGUUAGAAGGAACCUUUAGUACUCCUGAACAGAGCCCUCUGCCAAGAAGCCUGCAAGCUCUCUCCUGGGCCUCUUCAUGCAAAGGUCCACAGAGUACCCUCAGGGUAUUUGACUCUGGCCUCCCUUUCCUGGAUGCAGCCUUGGAUGCAGACUACUUGACUUUCAGAUCAAGAGGUGGGGGCCAGGCCUGAGGUGAUGAGUUGGGGCAGCUGCAGAUGAGAGUGGAUGGGCCGGACAGGUAGGAAGUGAUUUUGGUGAAAUACUGCAAGAUGCUUUGGGAUUCUCUGUGGGAAUGUGGAACCAUACAAGGCCUUUCCCAGGAGUGAGGUCAGAACUGUGGUAGGAGAAUAGUUUUAGGAUGUUGGUACAUUUUUAUAUAGCAGGACUUGCCUGUGGUGUGGAGGGAGUCCAGGGUGAGGGGUGGGAGGUAGGAACUGGGGAAGUAGAAACAAGCCCCCUGGGAGGAGGCCUGAGGCCUGCCCCCAGCUGUGCCUUGUCUGCCCAGGAGACAGCAGGAGAGGUUGGUGCUGGGAAAGGAGAAGGGCUGGGAAGGCUGGAGUGCCCCUAGGAGGUAACUGAGUUGCUCACUACCACAGAUAGAGUUAGAAAGCUGGGGCAAAGAGGGAGGUGACAGUGCUGAGUGAGGACGGUCCCUAGAAGCUAGGUGAGUAGCAAGGUGGGGGAUCCUGAAAUACGGAAUCCUGGGUCACAUGGUUGGAGAGACCGGGUGCUGAGGAGGAAGGUCCCAGUAGAGGGCAGCCGUGAAGUGGGCAAGAUGCUUCUAAGCUGAGGUCAUAGCCUUGUGUCUAAGCUUCCAGCAGCACUAGCAUGAGGCUCAAGGAGGCACUGGGACUGUGUGACCCCACUGUGAAUGCAGUUAGUCCAUUUCUGUGUGCUUUUUUCUGACUGGGAUUUCACACCAGAAUCUCCCUGCCUGGGGUCUUCUCAGAGUGCAGAGCAGUACCUUAGGUAGCCUCCUGGGCAGAACCAGUCCUCACCACACUGGACCUUAGAAAAGGGAAGGAGGGGACAAGGGCGUCCAUUGGAUCCUGCAUCCUAGACUGAGACCUUGUGUGAUGAUGUGCACACGUGAGUGCUGAGCAGACUGGAGAGCUUACAUCUCUCAGCCUCUUAUGCCUUCUGUCUUCCUGCCCGGGGAGAGAGGUGCAAGGGAUACUACAUGUAGGAGGCACCGUCCAAGUUUCUUGCUAGCCCCCUAAACUGAGGAACCUAGUAUUUAGUGGUUGCCACUAUCCUCUGCAAACUGGGUGAUCACUGGGGCAAUACAGUAGCAGUCAGCAAGGUCCUGAUAAACCUAGACAUUUGAGGCUUGACAGAGUGUGUGCCUGUCUUUAGAGGGAACUGGGGGAUACUUUCAGGAGCUGGGCCGCAGAGUGAGAGGUUAUAGCCAUGCAAGGCAGUGAGGCACUGUUCCCUCCCAGGCUAUCGUGCCCAUCGAGAAGCUAGUCCAGCCUACUCUGGACCUGGGUUUUCUGAUUCAGGUGCUUUGUCCUGGUGUACACUACUGAGCAGAAGUGAAAUAAGCCCUGUGUGGGGUGGGGCACUCCUUUUAUACCCUGUUAGAAGAUGGAGACCGAGGUUUGACCACGUCCUUUGCCCUGUCUAGGACCAGGGGAUGGAUACACCUCUGUCAGGAGCAGCCUUGCUUAUACACUAAAGGCCUAAAUCAGCCAUGGGCCUGAGUCAGUCAGUGGGAAAGAAUAGGUGGAGUGGGCGUGGAUCCAGCUGGAUAGAUAUUUGCCUCUGUUUGAAGUACCUCUAGAUGACACGUGCCCUACAAGACACUCCAGAGACUGGAGAAGGGCCUCACAGUGUUAGUGAGGGAGUAUCGUAGUGGGGUAUGUGCAUCUUACGAUACCUGUUAGACCCAGUUUCUCUCUGGUCUUCUUUCUAAGAGGUGUAGAACAGCAGUUAGGUAAAGAAAGGGGGACUGAGGGAGACUGUGCAGUACCCCUGGAGAUUGCUUCCUGCAUGAUGGAUAACCUGGGCUCCAAUUGCUGUCUUCCCAGCAGAGAGCAACAGAGCUCUGAAUGCUCACGUGUGCACACCAGACAGGAUCCAGUGGACUUCCUCUCUCCCUCCUUCCCUUUCCAAGGCCAAGUUAGGGGCUGUGGACAAAGGGGUUUUAGGCAGUAGCUGGAACUAUGUCUAGAGUAGUUUCUUGGGAGUCAGUCGUUGAGUCUAGGGACCUAAGCGUGGGCCAGCCCCUGGAAGGCCUUGACUUUAGUGAAGCAAUCCAUCAGCUCCUAAGCCCCAUUGGAUUGCUGGAGCUAUCAUUUGCUGUAGGCUACCGACCCUGCAGACCUACAGCCCCUCUACAACCCCUAUAAGCUCUGGGCCUACCCCAAUAUCCUACCUAAGUCAGUGUAGAGGGGAGUGGCUGACUUCAUUUGCCCAAGCCUGGGGGUAUAACCCAAAUCUUGGGCCUCUCUUGGGCACAGGGGAAGCUUUGUGAUCACUGAGACAAAACACCUGCUUGGCUUUCCCCCAGUCUAGCCCGUAUCUGUGACUGCUGUGGUGGAAGGCACCAAGGUAGUCCCCGUACACCAUGAGUGAGGGGUGGCUAUACCCGGGUGUGGUGACAUGCACAUGCAAUACAGGUUAGUGCUGCAUAUGGCUAUGGUGCUGUCUGUUGAGGGUGCCCCCACUGUUACCUAUUGGGGCUCCCUUCCUGUCCUACUCUGCACCUUACUCAAGCCUCCUCUGAAGCUUGUUUGGCCCUUUGCACCCAUAUCCGCAUCCUCCAGCAGUGCAGGGGCCCAGCCAAGGGCAACAGGCUUACUCAAAACAGCCCUGGGAGCACCCUUGGAGGAGGUAGCCUGCUCCCUGAGGUCCUAGAAAUCUGCUUAUCCCUGUCAAGAAUGAGGUUGUCAUGUGACCUAUAAGGUGUGUGCCUUACCCUGGAGACAGGUGAGCAUGAGUUUAGUCACUUGUGAGAGUGUACACUUAAGACAGUAGCUGCCUGAGCCUCCCCUGGUGGUCUUGACCUAGAUGGAGUUUAAUAUUCACUACCCUUGCUUUAUGAGUCAUAGACCAGAGCCCAUGGCUAACUGGCCUUGGGCCAGUAUACCCCACUGGGGUUGGGGGUGGCAGAUGAGCAGAAGUAGGUAGGGCACAGUGAAGUGGAGGAGAAGCCAGACACUGGGACUGAACCUCAGAGGUACAAGACUUACUGAUACAUCAGUUACAUGCAGUGAAUUGCUGUAAUUGGCCACAAGCCUGAGUGGCUGGCUUGGGUUGCACCCUCUGGUGGCUGUAUGCAGCACUACUUUCUGAAGGACCUUACUGGACAUACUCUUAGUCAAAGCUGACCAUGGGGGCUUUCACUGCUUGGGUGGUACGGUAGACUGGCCCCACCCCUACCCUGCAGUCCCAUAAAUAGGGAUGCCCCUGAAACAGCCAAGCUUAGUGAGAGGACUGGCAGAGGUGUAGGCUGGCACACAGCUCCUGGAGCAACACAGCAUCAAGGCUUCUAAGAUUCUUACCCUCCAGUCAGCACCCUCUAACCCAGUGGUUCUCAACCUGUGGGUCAGAACUUCAGGGGUGAAACAACCCUUUCACAAGGGUCACCUACGGCCAUUGGAAAACACAGAUAUUUAUGAUUCAGUUAUCAAUUUCACAUUUACAAAAUUAUGUAAUUACAAAGUUACAGCUAUGUGGUAUCAGUGAAUAUAAUUUAUGUCUGGGGUCACCACAACAUGAACUGUGUUAAAGGGUUGUAUCAUGAGGAUGGUUGAGAACCAGUUCCCUAACCCUUAUCCACCCUGUUCACAGGACUCAGCCACUCUGCAAAAAUGCCCUUGUGUCUUAGGGGACGCCGAGGUAUCAAGUCAGCUUUAGUACAGUGGUUGGAGGUCUCGGGUCAGUGCCGAGUAAGCUCUGUGGAUCAGGAUCUCCUGCCCAGUGUGGGGUUCAGGAAGGAUUCUUGGACAGGGGGCUGAGCCCUCAGCAGGUUCCUGAGCUCGACCCAGUGACGUGGGCCAUGUUUCCUUGGUGCUCAGAACCUGUGUCUGUGCCCUGAGCUGUAUGCCUGAAGGGCUAGCUAACUAGUCCCUAGGGUGCCUGGACUUGGGCAGGGGUGCAGAUGGGUGAGGCCAGGCUCCAAGCAGCACUUGGCACCUGAGGCCUCCCCAGGCCUUCAAAGUGGCCGUGGGCAGUGGUAAUGGGCUGACUUUAUGGUUUUCCUGUUGGGAGAGGAACCUAGCUCAGGGGAGCUAUUGUCCCCAAACAAUGGGCCUGGCUAUGACCCAUGAGGGCAGUGGCCCCAAACUGGUGAGACCCAACCCAUCUCAAGCAUCACCCGCUUUUUAAUCCUCAACCUGACCUUGGAUCCAGCCCGUCCUGAGCCUCUUUCUGCCAUACUCCCCUUCCUGCUCGCCCUGGCUGGGGAGGAACAUAGAGGUACUAAGUCCCAAGCAUCUUGAAGAGCUUUAGUGCAGAAUGUACCCUGUGUCCCUCCCAACUUGAAGGCAGCAGAGUGGAGAAGGUGUUGCUGGCCCCUGGGCAGCAAAGCUGCUCCCAGGCUUGCCCUGCUGCUUAGGUGGAGGCCUGGCAGGCCCAGGAGGCUCUAGCUUAGUCCAAGGUUGAAGUCUGGAUAGAAGGCCUAGUUAAACCUGGUGUGCUGAAGGCAGAUAGCACUGUCCCCCAAUAUGUAAGUUGUGGAUCAUGAUCUGCCUAGCAGAGCCUAGGGAAAUGAUGGCCUAGUCACACAGCUUGUCUUGGGGAAUGGCCAGCUUCCCUGACCAGUGGAGCUGAAUUGACCCUUGCAGAAACACCCUAGCGUUGGUAGGAGCAGGGUCUUACUUGAGUGGAUGGAGGUGCAGGCUGGGAGGUAGAGGCUAAGCAGGAUCAGCAUGCUCUCCUGAGGCCCUGUGCUGAGAAGUGGGUUAGGCUUGUUGAGACCUCAUCACUGGUAAGCAGUCAUCUAAGGAGCACUUGCUGGUGUUUCCAGAAACUAGUCUGAGCUACCUCCCAAUUCCUGGAGAGCAAGGCACCACUAUCCUCUUUACCCACAGAGAAGUGCCCCCCCCCACGAGAGCAGUGUACUCUGGCUGGAGGGAAAAAAUGGGUGAUGAGCUAGCCCCUGGGAGACAGAGGCAGGUGGAUCUCUGUGUUUGAGACCAGCCUUCACUACAGAGUGAAAUCCGGGAAGGCUAGGCCUACAAAAAAAAUCAUCUCAAAAAUAAAAAUAAAUGAAUAAUAGAAA
Grammomys surdaster is the source of this 8083-nucleotide messenger RNA. RefSeq names its product BRF1 RNA polymerase III transcription initiation factor subunit (gene Brf1). The coding region runs from base 1 to 2079 and encodes 692 amino acids. Gene Ontology annotation, molecular function: RNA polymerase III type 3 promoter sequence-specific DNA binding; TBP-class protein binding; RNA polymerase III general transcription initiation factor activity. NCBI's taxonomy places the organism in Eukaryota, Metazoa, Chordata, Mammalia, Rodentia, Muridae. The transcript has 18 exons. The record is from RefSeq and is a predicted model, not a curated record. Gene Ontology annotation, cellular component: transcription factor TFIIIB complex; transcription preinitiation complex; nucleus. Gene Ontology annotation, biological process: DNA-templated transcription initiation; transcription by RNA polymerase III; transcription preinitiation complex assembly.